AUGAUAAAUGCGUUAUGCUGUUUGCCAGAAAUAAAAUCACAAAGAAGUUCUGCCAGUGGAAAAAAUGAAAUUAAAAUUCAAACUGGCUAUCCUCAGUGUCCAAUUUUCACGCUUGAUCCAUCGAAGCUCGAGAAAAAUGAAGUUGAUACUGCCUUCCCGAGACUUUUGGCUGAGCUCGAUUUAUCUCCAGAAAAGCAGCGCUUAUUAAUUGAUCAGCCGAUCGAGAAAAAGUGUUUACUGCUUAUAGAACAGACUCUUAUUAAGGCAAGGGAAGUUCUAGAAAAGUUCGGCAUUGGUGAUGACAGAAUAGCCGAGAAAUUCUUGACACUUCUGAAAGGGCCAACUUUAUUAGACAACGAUGCUAGUUUACGUGUGUUAGAAGCUUUAUACAUCUCGUUAAGAACACAGUCUUACAGUUUUGUGGAAAAGUUCUUGAAACUAGGAGGUGAGGAAUAUCUGCGCAGUUUACUGAAUGACUGUCGUAAUACCUCAAAUCGUGAAAAUCAUGCAAAUGCAAUACUUCUGUGUUUUCGAGCACUUUUGAAUUCAACGGUUUUCUUUUUUUCGUAUAAUAAAUAG
Molecule: messenger RNA, 579 nt
Organism: Thelazia callipaeda (thelaziosis nematode)
Lineage: Eukaryota; Metazoa; Nematoda; Chromadorea; Rhabditida; Thelaziidae
Source: the annotation of a GenBank genome assembly